AUGAAAGAGAACAUGCAGAAAAUUUGGCAGUGGAUUCGUGAUCGUAAAACAAAUACGCUCCGAAAAUGGAGAAGUUCUGUCGUACAGAAGACGACAUCCGAUGAGGACUACUUUAGAAGUAGCAAUAAACGUGUAGGACACAGUGUUUGCGAUAUAAAUCUGCCGUCAACUUCCAAGCAACCACAACCAGAAUUCGAGCAGUUCUUCAACGAACCACAAACGAAGAACUUUCUCGAAGUGAGUGCAUCUUGUUUGUUCUUCUUUCUGCUGUUCCGACGCUAA
Molecule: messenger RNA, 282 nt
Organism: Necator americanus (New World hookworm)
Lineage: Eukaryota; Metazoa; Nematoda; Chromadorea; Rhabditida; Ancylostomatidae
Exons: 3
Coding region: 1-282 (93 amino acids)
Source: RefSeq, a predicted model, not a curated record